GGCCCACCAUUUCUCUUUCAUACCUUUUUCUUCUUAACAAAAUAAAUGGUGUGUUUUCAACACCUUUCUUCUCCUUCUCAUGUGCAUCCUUUCUUCUUCUUUGUUUAAUAAUCAAUCCUAGUGAAGAUUUUUUAUUCCAAGAAUGCAUACUCAUAAAUCUCUCAAGAAAGAAUUCUUGAAGAAAUGGAUAACAAGCCUUCAAAUAUGCAGCUCUUCAAAAGAGAACAUGAACUUGUUGGAAAGGAAGAAAGCCAUAAAACUAUCAGCUGACCUAGCCAUGGCUUCCACUCGAAAUGGUAAACGAUCUUGGAGUCGUGCCCUCAUCAUCAAGGCUUCUAAAGAUAGAGAAACCGGAAAUUUAGCUAAGCAAAUCUUGGGUGACAAAACAACUUAUAAGUGUUUUUCACAAGAUGACCUCAAUGCAACAACAUUAACAACAACAACAACAACAACAACAACAAAGCCUAAAUCGCGAACAAUUUUUGUUCAAAGCAAUAAGAAGAAGCCUACUUGUUCAAGGAACAUACGCAAGUUUAGGAAAUGUGAUCCAAAGAAAUGUGGUGUGUCAAAUAGUAAUAAGGUGAAAAAAGCUAGGGCAAUGGCAAAGAGAUUGGUUGAGAAAAGAACACAAAUACUAAAAGGGUUAAUUCCUGGGGGAGAAUACAUGGAUGAAUACUCUUUGGUCAAGGAAACACUUGACUAUGUUGUCUCACUUCGAGCUCAAGUUGAUGUGAUGCAAUAUCUUGCUAAUUCUCCUCAACUCUUCAUUCAUAUUUAGGAAGAAAAAAAAAAUUAUAUAUAUAGUAUAUAUUUAUAUGGUUUUUAGAGAUAAUAUAUAUUUAGUAAUUUGGGGGUUAUAUUUUGUAGCUUAUUGUUUAAUUAGCCUACUAUAUAUAUAUGCUUAAUUAUUAAGGACUAAAAAGAAUGAAAGAUUUGUCUUGUAUAAAUGGUGAAUCAUAUGGUAGUUCAAUAGGAACUAAUAUAAAGGCUAGCUUUAUUGUCCAA
Molecule: messenger RNA, 1005 nt
Organism: Chenopodium quinoa (quinoa)
Lineage: Eukaryota; Viridiplantae; Streptophyta; Magnoliopsida; Caryophyllales; Amaranthaceae
Product: transcription factor IBH1-like 1
Exons: 2
Coding region: 143-778 (211 amino acids)
Biological process (GO): regulation of DNA-templated transcription
Source: RefSeq, a predicted model, not a curated record